Molecule: messenger RNA, 560 nt
Organism: Pararge aegeria (speckled wood butterfly)
Lineage: Eukaryota; Metazoa; Arthropoda; Insecta; Lepidoptera; Nymphalidae
Exons: 2
Coding region: 1-501 (166 amino acids)
Source: RefSeq, a predicted model, not a curated record
AUGUUUUACAUUUUACUUUUAAUAAUCUCUUGUGUGCCGUACGUAUCUUUUGCUCAGGAUGAAAAUUCCGCUAGCGCUAGCGACUUUGGGGCGGGAUUAAUAUCUUCUUUGAGAAAUGACGCUAACCUAGAUCUCCCAGUGGACGAGGAGUACGAGGAUCUUAGGGCGCAGCUUUUCGCUUAUCACAGUGCUCUCGCAUCGCUAACACCAUCUCGACGGUCCAUGUUAUCUACGCAAUGCUGGCGACGUGGUGGAAUUUGUGUCAGCUAUAAACUAUGCCCUGGAUACAGACAACUUACUGAAAUCCCCGGCUGUAAGAACAGACAUAACGUGUGUUGUUUCGUAUGGAAUCAGUAUGAAAUCCGCGAACUGAAAGAUCUUGGGAUUGACAACCUAGCAUUUCCUUGGAAAAUUAAAACCGAAUAUGGCGGCCAAGGAGUCCAAGAAAUUACGCAUAAACAUCGUAAGGCAAAAGCGAGGAAAGACACUGAAAGUCAAUAAAAGAGCAAAGAGAAAGACUUAGUAAAAGAAAUAAAUAUUAUAGAGAUACUUCCUUAGAA